AUGGAGUGCCCCGAAGCGGUAGAACGAGGCCGGAAUUUUCGUUUACUCGCUGAAGAGGAAUUAUACAAGCUCCUAGAUUUUCUCACGGAAUACUUGCCUAAUUCGUUGAAGUUUCAACAAACCGUAUUAACUUACAUAAGAGACAGAGUCUGGGAAUUCCAUUUCUACGUGGCUAACAAUUGGCCCGAGGACGCAAUCUGUUUACAUUUUCCCGGAAUGACAUUAUCUCCACAUGGUUUGGUGUACGAGAGUGUCGGUGUCUUCUGUCCGAACGAUCGACUAGACCUGCUUCGCCUUCUCCGAGAGGAGGACAUUCUGAUAGACUGGUCGAGACCUUUGUACAUUAAUUUCGUUCACUCCGAUAUUGCUGAGGAAUUAACGCGUCUUUACGAAGGUACCGGCACCAUCGAGACGGUGGUAGGUGAUGUCUGCGCGUGCGAGUACUUUGAGCAGGAAGAGGAGAGUCAACAAGCGGACAAGGAGUCUGACUCUGAUGUCCAGGUGCGGCCUCUUAAAGCCGAACAUGCCGAGGGAAUCCACGAAUUGUAUCCAGCUAAUGAUAUGGAAUGUCCCGAGGUUUUUCUUCGACUUAUCAGGACUCUAUCCGCGGCGGGAGUGUUCGUGAAGGAUAGCUUGGCCGCUUGGAUGGUUCAAUCUUAUUACGGAGCUAUGUUCUCUAUGCAGACCAAGCCGGAAUAUCGAAGAAAGGGUUAUGGGACAAAGUUAGCAAGGUACCUGACAAAACGCGUAGCCGAGAAAGGAUAUUAUCCGUUUGUAGUUAUACGUCCAGAAAAUGAAGCUAGUCAAAACUUGUACAAAAAGCUGGGUUUUAGACGGCUUUAUCAACUCGUUCGAAUGAUCUUUAUGCCUUUUACGUGGCAAGAGAGCGAGAACGAUGCAAAUAUUCUUAGGGAUAAUUUGGAAAAUGCCGUGAAACAGCUCACAAUCGAACAGAGAGUAAUAACGGCGUUGCACGGUCAGGAGGAGAGCGAAGAAACGAUACUAGAUCCCGCGGGAAUUACGGAAGACGAGACGAUUGUCGACACGUCGGAGAGGGGAGAAGAAGUCGAGGAACAACUUCUCGAAAUCAUUGAUGAACAGUCUGCAGAGAGGAUAUACGUCAUGGAGAAUAAUGCGGACGAUGCAACAAAUGACGAUGCGCCGGAAGUUGUGGAAGUUAACGGAUCUUGCGACUGCGAGACGGAUGCUGGAGGUGGCGACGAAUAAG
Messenger RNA from Mycetomoellerius zeteki, 1228 nucleotides. RefSeq lists its product as uncharacterized. The record is from RefSeq and is a predicted model, not a curated record. The coding region runs from base 1 to 1227 and encodes 408 amino acids. NCBI's taxonomy places the organism in Eukaryota, Metazoa, Arthropoda, Insecta, Hymenoptera, Formicidae. Gene Ontology annotation, molecular function: acyltransferase activity, transferring groups other than amino-acyl groups. The transcript is spliced from 4 exons.